AUGUGGACAGAAGCGGCUAGAGCGCCAUCCGGCAAUCUGUCGGACUGGAAUCUCAUGGAGAGCACAUCACAGUCGACACAGCUUGAGGAUGUGACCUUCGUGGUCAACGCCAGCUUCCUGGAUGCCGAUUUCAUGCAGUACGAGCUCAACUGGCCGUACACGGCGCUUGAGAUCCUCGUGGGACUCGUGGCGGUAAUCGGGAAUGGUAUGGUGAUCGCCGUGUUCCAGAAGGAGCGACGCCUGCGACGCAGAACGAAUUACUACAUUGUGUCCCUGGCGAUUGCUGACUUCCUGGUGGGAUUGCUCGGGAUACCCUUCGCCGUGUUGGCGUCAAUUGGACUGCCCACGAAUCUGCACGCAUGUCUCUUCACCAUAUCACUCCUGGUCGUCCUGUGCACCAUCUCCAUCUUCUGCCUCGUGGCCGUGUCCGUGGAUCGAUACUGGGCUAUUCUGCAUCCCAUGGCAUAUUCCCGCAAUGUCCGCACCAAAACUGCCAUUUUGAUAAUCUCGAUGUGUUGGGUCGCGGGCAGCAUCGUGGGAUUUCUACCGCUGUUCGGCUGGCAUCAGGACCAGCCCGUGGAGACGGCGUGUCUGUUCGAGGGUGUCAUGAGCUACGACUAUCUCGUGUUCCUCUAUUUCGGCACCAUCAUUACGCCCGCGAUCAUCCUCGUCGGCUUCUAUGCGCACAUCUACCGCGUGAUUCUCAAGCAAUUGCGCCAAAUCGUCACGAUGAACCCAGGCGGCGGCAUCUCCAGCCGACGCUCCUCGUCGCGCAAGAGCACCUCGUCCAGCACACCAACUCUGCGCGCCGCCAAUCGCACACCCUCCGGCGGCACGAUGUUGCGCGUCUUAGGCGCGGCGCAGAAGCGCGAAGUCAAGGCAACGCAGAAUCUCUCCAUCAUCGUCCUGUUCUUCAUGAUCUGCUGGAUUCCAUUGUACACGGUGAACUGCAUCAAGGCCUUCUGCCAGGAUUGCAACAUCCCGCCCAUGAUGACGUUCAUCUUCAUCAUCCUUUCGCACGUCAAUUCCGCCGUCAAUCCCAUCUUGUACGCUUACCAUCUGCGCGACUUCCGGGCGGCGCUUAAGAAUCUACUGCUGAAGCUGGUGGGGCGCCACGAGACGCCCACGCGUGUUGAGGUGAACUAUCGCUUCUCCCUGGCCAGCCAACACCGCGACAAGCGCCCUUCGAUCCACCCGCGCAUCUACAUCGACUCGCCAGUUUGGCUAAGACAACAGCAGCUUCUCAAUAGCGAGAGAAAAACGCAGCGAAACGGCGCCGGAACAAUCCAGAAUAGCCUGACGAGCGUCCACCAAACCGUCGCCGCCGUGGCUUCCGUCACCGGCGACGCCAAUCGCGAGAUGUGGAGAAUCGCCGAGGUGCCCAGCACAGCGGAAGAGACCAGUCGCUGCAACGAGAACUCCUUGGGCCACACGUCAUUUCCAAGCUUCCACCUGGGCAGCGACAGUGAGGACUCGGGCUGUGGGAAUCCACUUUCUGCCGGCGCUCCGGAAGACUGCGACAGCGACGACGACGUGUUCAUGCCUCCGGGUGUCUUCUUCACCAGUAUCGAUGCGCGGGAAGCCGUUGAAAUCGAUGAUUUCCCGCACCAAAGCUUCUCUACCGAGCUUCCAUUCCACGAAGUCAGAUCAUACGAGGACUUGUCUGUUGCCCUCCACGGUCACUCGCGCGACACCACGCGGCGCACAUCGACGGUAUCUGAGGUUGAGGAUGCGCAAAUUUUCACCAUAGAUACGCAUUUCGAGGAUCCCCGAAAAAUUCCAGAAGUGGGAAAUUCACAGUUGGAUGGAGAGAUAAUACGAGUUUUGAACACGAGAAAGAGAUUUCCCUUCAGGAAGGCAUUCUCAGACGCCUGAAGAGAAAAUGCCGCGGAAAAACGCUUUAGGAAUGUGUAGUUGUUGUCUCGA
Messenger RNA from Phlebotomus argentipes, 1926 nucleotides. RefSeq names its product 5-hydroxytryptamine receptor 1B (gene AdoR). The transcript has 3 exons. Bases 1 to 1875 code for a protein of 624 amino acids. Gene Ontology annotation, biological process: G protein-coupled adenosine receptor signaling pathway; adenylate cyclase-activating G protein-coupled receptor signaling pathway. Lineage: Eukaryota; Metazoa; Arthropoda; Insecta; Diptera; Psychodidae. Gene Ontology annotation, molecular function: G protein-coupled receptor activity. The record is from RefSeq and is a predicted model, not a curated record. Gene Ontology annotation, cellular component: membrane.